AUGGCCACCCACGAACAAACCCCCCCAGUCGACCCUGCAAAGCUCAAAGCCGUCCGAAAGCGGUACGCCGAAGAAGCCUCCAAGCGGCUACGCCCCGAAGGGACGGGCCAAUUCCUCCAACUAACCACAGCCGAAGAGUCCCGUCUGCGCUCACUCGCCGAGGACCCCUGGGUCUCGCAUGAGACGCUCAACGCGACACCCAGCCCCAUUGAGUCGGGCGCCACAUACCGCUUCUUCAUCCUCGGCGCCGGCUUCGGCGGCCUGCAAUUCGCCGUACGCCUGCUCAACGACGGGAUCGCGCGCUCCGUCCACGAAAUCCGGCUCGCGGAUGCAGCGGGCGGGUUCGGCGGGACGUGGUACUGGAACCGGUUCCCGGGGCUGCAUUGCGAUAUUGAGAGUUAUGUGUACUUGCCGCUCCUCGAAGAGACCAGGUAUGUGCCGUCGCACAAGUAUGCGCCUGCGGCGGAGAUACGCGAGCACGCGGAGCGGAUUGCGACGCGCUGGGGGUUGGGCGAUAAGACGCUUUUCCGGACGGAUGUGCGCAGUGCGGUUUGGGAUGAUAUUUCGCAGCUUUGGACCGUGACGGCGGUGGAACAUAGGGGGCCUGCUGCGCCGCCAGUUACGCGCGUCUUCAGGGCGCACUAUGUGUAUCUUGCAGCGGGGGUGUUGACCAGACCGCAGGUCCCAAGGAUUCCGGGGUUGGCGACCUUCAGGGGGAAGCUGUUUCAUACUGCGCGCUGGAACUAUGGAAUCUCCGGGGGGUCGCAGGGUAACCAGGCCCUUACGGGGUUAAAGGGGAAGAAGGUCGCGGUGAUUGGGACUGCGGCGACGGCGAUUGCGGUUAUUCCUGAGGUUGCCAAGCAUGCAGGCGAGUUGUAUGUCAUCCAGCGUACGCCGGCGUAUGUGAAAGCGCGCAGCCAACGUCCGACGAAGCUCGAGGAGUUUCAGGCCCGUGUUGCGAAUGCAAAGGGAUGGCAGUACCAGCGACAGCUCAACCUCAACGCGUGGAUGACCAACUCGGCAAAACCGGGGGUGGAGAACCUCGUCAAUGAUGGGUGGACAGAUAUGCCCGCGUACUCUGCCAUCACUGGCUCGCCCAAGCAUGGCAUCAUUGAUUCCUCGCCUGAGAACCUCGAGCGACACGUCGAUGCAUUCCAUGCACAGGAUCUCCCACACAUGGAAGCCAUCCGGGCUCGAGUCGAUCAGAUCGUCAAAGACCGCGAAACAGCCGACAAGCUCAAGCCGUGGUAUCCAUCUUGGUGCAAACGGCCUACUUUCAGCGACACAUACCUGCAGACAUUCAACCAGCCAAACGUGCACCUCGUCGACACAGACGGCCAGGGUCCCUCGGGAAUAACCGAGCGCGGCAUCGUCGUUGGAGAAAAGGAGUACGCAGUCGACAUCAUCAUCUUCAGCACGGGAUACAAAGCCGCAACCGGGACCGGGAGUCCCAGCGCACGAACGGGCGUGGACAUCAUCGGGCGCGGCGGGUUGUCUCUCGACGAGAAGUGGACUGCGCAGGGCGCUGCAACACUACACGGAUAUGCCUCUAGCGGAUUCCCAAACCUGUUCUUCUCGGGGACGAACCAGGCGACGAUUACGGGGAAUAAUAUCUUUAUGCUCGGGCUUAUUGCGAAGCACGUGAUUCACUGGAUUCAAGAGGCGGAGAAGCGUGUUGGGGCUGGGAAACGGGCGGUUAUUGAAGUCACCCGAGAAGCGGAAGAGGAGCAUACAGCAGAGAUCUUGAAGCGGGCGCCCUUUUUUGCGGCCCUUGCGGGAUGUACGCCGGGGUACUUCAAUUCGUAUGGAGAGGCGGCAGCGAUUACGGAUCCUGAGGAGAAGGUCAAGAGGGCGAGGGGGAGUACGUGGUCUGAAGGGACGAGGUCGUUUUUGGAUUAUAUUGAGUCCUGGAGGGAAGAGGGGUCCUUGAAGGGCUUGUUCAUUGAGCCGGCGAGGGAGGUGAGGGCGUUGCUGUAG
Messenger RNA from Aspergillus calidoustus, 1977 nucleotides. NCBI's taxonomy places the organism in Eukaryota, Fungi, Ascomycota, Eurotiomycetes, Eurotiales, Aspergillaceae. The record is from the annotation of a GenBank genome assembly.